Molecule: messenger RNA, 986 nt
Organism: Syzygium oleosum
Lineage: Eukaryota; Viridiplantae; Streptophyta; Magnoliopsida; Myrtales; Myrtaceae
Product: RING-H2 finger protein ATL8-like
Exons: 1
Coding region: 31-852 (273 amino acids)
Biological process (GO): protein ubiquitination
Source: RefSeq, a predicted model, not a curated record
AGCCUCUCAAUCAAAAUCAAACGAACAGCAAUGGACGACACCUCAUCUUCCUCAAUCCCAAACUCGUCAGGAUCUUUCGUCACUCCCCUCCUUCUCUCCAUGACCGACAUUGUCGCCACCUCGUUUGCCAUUGUCGCCUACCAAGUCCUCUUUGUCCGCUUUUGCGUCCGGCGGCGGCUCACAGCCGAUAAUCUGCCCAGGGAACGACAGAACGCCGGAGCCAGAACCGACGGUGUCGAGGAGAAGGUCCUCAGAGCCAUUCCAGUCCUCUCCUACUCCUCCAAGGGGAACCGGGUCUUCCGUGUCGACCAGAGUGAGUGUGCCGUGUGCUUAGGCGAACUGGAGGACUGCGAGACUGUGCGCUUGUUGCCUGCCUGCCGCCACGCAUUCCACGUCCCAUGUAUCGACCAGUGGUUCUCAGCGCAUAACAACUGCCCCGUCUGUCGAUCUCCUGUGGUCGCCCCGCCUGCAGGGAUGGCAGAUGAUCACUUGGCCAUGACUGCAGCCUCCAACAGCGGCAGAGGUGACAACGGGGCUUCAGAUGGGCCACCGCCAUCGAGCGGCUUGCUCCAACGUUGUGUGUCACUCAACGUAUUGACGAGGUCACCUCUGGACUUGACCCUAUCUCGUGACAUCAUCAUAAACGUGGAAGAGGAGAGAGGGGAUGCUUGCGGUUCAUCGUCUAAUGAUGAUCUGACGUCGUCGUUACCGGGGAAAGGCGUGGUGUUGAGUAACAGCAGGUCGUUGGGAGAGAGGUCUGCGAGGCAGUUGGAUAGCUUGUCGUCGAGGUUGCUCAGGUCAUUCUCGCAGCUGAGUAGUAGUCGCGGGGGUGAUGCAAAUCUUCCUCGCUGAACGAACUGUAUCGCCUUCCUCCUCCCAUUCUUUUCUUUCUUUCUUUCUUCCCCAGAUGAUGGUACUGUUUACCUCUAUAGAUUCACAAGUAAAAUAAUUCCAUUUGCGAGUAAUAUUUUUCCUUUUUGGUCUGG